GGAUAGAUACAAACUAAACUAACACUCCCAUUUCAUUUCAAUUCAACCCUUCUCUUUCUCUCUCCUCUCUCCGCAACGCCAAAACCCUAAAAAGACUGUUUACCCACACCAAUUUCGAUGGAUGACGACGGGUUAAAUAUGCGAAAUUGGGGCUAUUACGAACCCCCUUCGUUUAAGGAACAUCUUGGUCUGCAAUUAAUGUCUCCGAUGGGAGACCAUAGGGACCCGAAACCGUUCCAAACUUUACGAGAAAGUCCAGUUAUGGUUAACCCGAAUGUGUCAACUUACCACCACCCACACACGCGUGUGGUUUCCGACCCACCUAUGCCCAUGAACUACGGUUGGAUACAAAGAGAAAGACUCCUUCAUAUGCUACCCGGAAACACUAACUUUUCGGUUCUUCCCAACACUUCAACCUCCCAUGGGAUUCACAUGGUACCGCCACCGCUUGAUUUGUCGAAGGAUCCUGUAAUGAAUAUGGCUGUAGAAAACAAUGUAGUUGUCGGUAAAGAUAGUGGCGGUGUAGGUGACGAGAGUGUGACCGGAAACAACGGUGGAAACGGUAGUUCUAUGAAAAAACGAGGAACGACAACCGCCGUGAAAAUCCCCGGAGAAAAGAAAUCGAAGAAACCGAAAAAGACCCCUUCGACACCUAAAGAAAAUGGGAACUCGUCUGGCCACCGUGCGAAAACAAUCAAACGAAAUGUCGAUGUGGUGAUUAACGGGAUCGAUAUGGACAUUUCCGGAAUCCCGAUACCUGUUUGCACAUGUACCGGAGCUCCACAGCAGUGUUACCGAUGGGGGUUGGGGGGUUGGCAGUCGGCAUGCUGCACCACCACGAUAUCAAUGUACCCGCUUCCGAUGAGUACCAAACGCCGCGGUGCGAGAAUUGCGGGGAGGAAGAUGAGUCAAGGUGCGUUUAAGAAGGUUUUAGAGAAACUAGCGUCUGAAGGUUACAAUUUCUCGGAUGCAAUCGAUCUUAGAACUUAUUGGGCGAAACAUGGCACCAACAAGUUUGUUACCAUCAGGUAGAUUUAAGAAAAUGCGGUGUUGGUUUAUGGUUCGUUGUAACUUGUAUAUAUGUCUUGGGCCCUUUUAUGAGGUUUACUGUUACCUUUUUUUCGAGCUUUCGACAUUUUAGAGGUGACCCGAGCCUUUUACUUCAAUAUUUAUUUCUGUUCAUGCAAAAAGGGCAACCAAAGCCUUGGUGAAAUUUAACGGUAGAUUUAUCGUAUUUAUGAACUCUGUUUUUCUUUG
Helianthus annuus (common sunflower) is the source of this 1257-nucleotide messenger RNA. Its product is annotated as protein BASIC PENTACYSTEINE2. Gene Ontology annotation, biological process: response to ethylene. Lineage: Eukaryota; Viridiplantae; Streptophyta; Magnoliopsida; Asterales; Asteraceae. The coding region runs from base 118 to 1032 and encodes 304 amino acids. Gene Ontology annotation, molecular function: DNA-binding transcription factor activity; sequence-specific DNA binding. The transcript is spliced from 2 exons. Gene Ontology annotation, cellular component: nucleus. The record is from RefSeq and is a predicted model, not a curated record.